Messenger RNA from Cokeromyces recurvatus, 1291 nucleotides. RefSeq lists its product as uncharacterized. Lineage: Eukaryota; Fungi; Mucoromycota; Mucoromycetes; Mucorales; Mucoraceae. The annotation marks the transcript as partial. The transcript is spliced from 4 exons. The record is from RefSeq and is a predicted model, not a curated record.
AUUUAUUCUUAAUUAAUAUGUUCCUUACAAAAGCUAGCUCAUUUUUACUAUUGACAGGUUUCGUCGCUAAUGUCUUGGGUGCUGCUAAUUUGUACAAGAUAAUUUAUUGUAAUAAGCCUAUCUGCUUAAACAAAUUUAAUAACCUUUUUGGCGGAGAACCACAACUUUAUGAACAAACUUUCCUUGCUAUGGAAGAUAUGUCAAACAUAUUCCUUGAAGACUUUGAAGCUGGAAAUGAAUCUGGUACCUAUGGCUCUCUACUUGUUGGAGGUAGUUUUAGUAGCAAGGCCAGGGAGUUUAAUGUCAACACUAAGGGAAAUGCAAAGUGUCCUUCCAAUAUGAAUAAUAUAAACACCGUUGGUUUAUUCGUACAAAAGCAGUUGGAGGGUACAGUUGAUGUUCGAGGUACUGCUUUUGUUCCUGAAAAUGCUAAGGUUCAAGUAAAAGAAGAAGGCUAUAAAUGUCAUCGUGAUCUAUCAAGCAAAUUCUCACUUGAAAUGAAUGUAUUAAAGUAUCAGGCAAACUAUGCAUCCAGAUUUUUUGCAAUUAGAAAUCCUACUAUUGUUGUUGGUUCUGACGGCGGAAUUUCAUUCCCUUCUGACCAAACUUGGAAUGUUAAUGACUUUGAAUUAUGGGUUUAUUUAUUUAGUACAUGUAAUAACGGUGACUGUAACAUCCAUCCUGGAGGUAUGUCAGACCCUUCAGCUAUACUUGAAGGCAAGAGUGCUUGGAAUGGAUUCGGUGGUACAUUUGGUGCACAAGUUUUCGAUAUUUAUCCUGGCUCUACAGCUGUUUUCAACGUUCCUGUCACUGUUGGUUCAACCUUUACACUCGGUGGUAGCGGUUCUAUUGCUAAUGGUCUCCCUUCAUGUGUCUCUGUUUUAAAUAUUUAUCCUGUCGAUUCUCAGGGUAGAUAUACAGAAGGAGAAAUCACUGUGAAACGUGAGACAGAUGGCGAUCUUGAUGUUGUUGUCUUAGCACCUCAAGCUACUGUUAUUAACGGUAACAAGGGAGGUUUCGGCCAGCAAGUUAUUGCUAAAAAAUAUGUUGGACAAGGUAGUGGUUUUGGACUUAAAGGAAACAAUGGAGAUUCAAGUACCUGUAAAACUUUCGGCGCAUGUUUACCCGUACAUGCAUUGAGAGAAUAUUUUGAAUAAUUAUGUAGUCUAGUGUUUCCUACUAUUGGAGUUGUUACCAUCAUUAUUACCAUCGUCUUUAUAACUAAGUUAUUGUAUACAUAUAAAUCAUUCUUUGCAUAAUAAAAAAAUACUCAAUUAGUUAAAAAAAUGAA